AUGUCACGAUUAGAAUUGUACUCCCCAGAGGGUCUUAGAAUAGAUGGUAGGAGAUGGAAUGAGAUAAGACAAUUUCAGUGUCAAAUUAACACUCAUCCUAAUUCUUCGGAUGGUUCUUCAUAUGUUGAACAAGGAAAUACUAAAGUUAUAUGUAUGGUCCAAGGUCCCAUGGAACCCAAAUUAAGGUCUCAAAACGAUGUCAAUAAAGCUACUAUAGAAGUCAAUCUUGCGGUAGCUAACUUUUCUACUUUUGAACGUAAGAAAAGGUUGAAAAACGAGAAAAGGCUAAUCGAGCUUAAGGCUACUUUGGAGAGGACUUUUGAGCAAUGCAUUAUAACCAAAUUAUACCCCAGGACUCUUAUACUGAUAAGCAUACAUGUUCUUGCACAAGAUGGUGGGCUCCUUGCAUCUAUGACUAAUGCUCUCACGUUAGCGCUUAUUGAUGCUGGAAUUGCAAUGUAUGAUUAUAUAUCGGCCGUGGGUGCUGGCUUAUAUGACCAAACGCCUUUACUAGACCUUAAUAGUUUGGAAGAGAAUGAUAUUAGUGCUUUGACUAUUGGGGUUGUGGGAAAAAGUGAAAAGUUGGCUCUUUUGAUGUUGGAAGAUAAAAUGCCACUCGAUCUUUUGGAAUCGGUACUUGCGGUUGGCAUUGCAGGUGGUCACAGAAUACAUGAUCUCAUGGACAAUGAAGUGAGAAGACGUGGGAACUUGAGAUCUCUGAAUCUUUCGAAGAGCUAG
Molecule: messenger RNA, 738 nt
Organism: Priceomyces carsonii
Lineage: Eukaryota; Fungi; Ascomycota; Pichiomycetes; Serinales; Debaryomycetaceae
Product: exosome non-catalytic core subunit
Exons: 1
Coding region: 1-738 (245 amino acids)
Biological process (GO): U4 snRNA 3'-end processing; poly(A)-dependent snoRNA 3'-end processing; nuclear mRNA surveillance
Cellular component (GO): nuclear exosome (RNase complex); cytoplasmic exosome (RNase complex); nucleolus
Source: RefSeq, a predicted model, not a curated record